Molecule: messenger RNA, 4247 nt
Organism: Pocillopora meandrina
Lineage: Eukaryota; Metazoa; Cnidaria; Anthozoa; Scleractinia; Pocilloporidae
Source: the annotation of a GenBank genome assembly
AUGUGCCUUUGCCCAGAGGAAUUUGCUUUCCGUCGUCUCAAAUUGAGUCAUCCUUAUGCAAGUGCGUUUGCGACAUCGCCGGUGAGUACCUCGAUUUUUUAAGGCAAGGAACAUUUCCCUUUUAGAUUCACGAUCUGAUCAAAGACAGAUUACUUUAGGGUCUUUCAUUUGUUCCUUGCACGGAUCAUGUUUAUCAAAGAUUGUUUAAAGAAUUUCUGAAAAUGAAGAGAAGUUUAGUUUUCUUCCCACAAUGAAUGAAAGUCCUUGUAAAUGGCAAAGAGCACUGAAUUCUUUGUAAAUCAAGCCUUUAUCUGCCAGUGAAUUCAUUAUAUAGAAAGCAUAAAUAAGACGUGAGUUACUGGAUCACGAAUUUUGUCAAGCCAUUUAUGAAACUGACAUUUGUAACAAAUGCAUUCUCUUAAAAUUGGUGAGAGACCCCCAUUUCACGAAAAGUAAAAGAUCGUUGUGGUUCUGUAAUGGCGCCAAAAUCUUUGGAUCAACGUUUACUGUUCGUGGGAAGAGUAAUAAUUAUGCGGUGGCGCGCUUCGACAGUCGCCCUUCAAGGGAUUUUAGUCAGUUAUCAAUAUAGUCAAAUACUUUCUAGAAAUACUGCGAUAACAGGUAUGUUAAGUCCAUUAAAACUUCGUGUUCAUAAAACUGACGGUAUCAAAAGAUUACAUUACGAACAAAAUCGGUUAAAAUCUUUACCUUUUUAAAAAAUUACCUUGUAUGAUUUUCAUUCGCUUAAAUGAUGCUACUUGAUCUAAUUAUUAAAACACGGUUUCCGCGCACGAACUUAAGGUUCCAUAGCCAACAGCGUAAUUAUCUUUCAACUUGAAAAAAGUUACACAGCAGCAGAAGUUUCAUGGAGUCCCGCAGGACCUCAGGAGAGUUACAUCAUGGGAAUGGAGCCUCUUUGAGCUCCCACUAAUUCGCAAUUAUCUGUAAAAUAAACAAAUAUUGACUAAAAUAUUUUAUGCGACGCUAACAACUUGCACAGCCGAAAACUGUUUUAAAUUAUCACACUUGGUAGACUUCAUGAAUCAGAUACUCAUUGCUCUUAUAAGGUACGUUCACCAUAUGCAGUUUAAUGAGAUUAAGAGCGAACAAGACUUUCUGAUUGUUUAACAAAUGUAUUUGAAACACACCACAGAAGAUUGUUAUAAUUAUUCAUAACCGUUUAUCAGUUCUGCUUAUAUUUAUAUUUCAUCAAAUUAGGAAUUUUAAAAUUACUCCUAAGACAAUAACAAGAGAAGGUAACUGAUGCUGAGAAGCACUAUAAAAAUUUUCGUUCAUAAAUGACUUCGGUCGCGAAACAGUAUUGACAUACGAUUGUUUUCAUAACAAAAACCUCGCUUUACUCGCGACAAAAAAUAUCGGGCUCUAGUAGUUUCAGAUUGUAUUGGUAUGGCCCGCGCAGAAAUCGCAAUCACUCAACGGUGCAAAACGUGUAUUUCGUGCCAAGUACAUGUGGUGCCUAAAAUCGAAGAUAGCGCAUGUGAAUGUGCUGGUCGUUUAGAACCUGUAUGUUCUAAAAUCCUACGAUAAAAAAAUUAAUAUCGUCAUUUUUUCUAGCAUGGAAAACCAACGACCUUUCCUUCGAAUUGUGAGCGAAGAAUAAGUAUCCAUGACCCGUAAGGACCCGUGCGCGCAAUCACAUAGAACCUAGUGGAAAUACAGUUCAGAAACAUACGUUAAUGAUCCAGUGCAUCUUAAUAACACGACCCAACACUAACUGCCGAUCAACAAUUCACAUUCUCUUUCAACCAAGUGCCUUUCCCAGGCGAACUUUUUACCCAGGAUGUGUAAAGAAUACACGUAUGCUUCAGGAACCACAUAAUUUUCAUCUCCCCUUUAAAAAUUUUGAACGAAAAUUUGCUUCUCACCGCGGUUUUGAGUCUUGAUGUGAAAUCUAACAGCUCGAAAUUGUUUUCAAAUGGGCAACUGAAAAAUUUGACCAUGGACGCCGUUAUAUUUAAAUAAAUCAGUGCACCUGCCUUCUACGCAAAACUACAACGCGCGGUCAUUAUACAAGGGAAGCAUACCUGCCUGUGUAGCAUGCAGUUUGUUUUAAGGAAAGGUACUACAGGGAUGGGAAAGAGAGGAGAGAGACUGACAAGUCAGAGUAAGAGGCCAGGUUACUGACUAAAAGUACGUAGUCGAAUUUUUCUUAAAUCUAAAAACAGUUGUUACAAGGUUCGGUUAGUCUGUGGAUUCUCAAUCUGCGGUAGAUCAGUUCCCGGCGGAUUUAUAAAUUGUAUGUUACAGAUUGGGAGGGUGAUGUAAGAAGAUUAUCUUUGCUCUCGGUAUCGACUGACUGGCAGUAUUUUGUCUCAACAGUGGCUACCCCUUCCUUUGUUCCUCAUUUACCGCCUCAUCGCCGCCUUCUACUUUCUGUCAUGGUUGAUCUACAGUGGCUUUAGCGAUGGUAACUACUGGUUCAUUUUCCUUAGUAAUUGGGUCCUUACCUUUGUAACCGCUUACUUUUUGCUGGCCAUGUUCAUUACUACCCACUAUUGCUGCGGAUCUGGAGUCGAAGAUGACCCGGCUGGCUACGGACCUCGUCGUUUCAAGUCGGAAACCUACAUCGUGGGAUUGUCUUCCGAAGAUGAAAACGACACCGAAGACGAAGGGACAUCCUAUGCCACUAAAGAAGAUGAUGAAGACGGGCUGAGCUGGCCACAGAAGGUAUUGUGGGUACUUUUCGACAUAGGAAGUGUUACUUCGCUGGUAGUCACCAUUUUCUAUUGGUCAACGUUGUACCCUGUAAAAGGUGGAGCAAUCGAUGGUUUGAACAUAAACGAACAUAUUUUAGCUACCGUUUUUAUGCUGAUAGAAGUCAUAUUUAGUAAUAUUCCCAUCCGUCUCCUGCAUUUUUUCUAUCCUCAUGCGGUUUCUUCGAUCUACGUGCUUUUCAGCGUGAUUUACUGGGGCGCUGGGGGCAAGAAUAAGGAAGGCCUGAAUUACAUAUACCAGAUCAUUGAUUACGAAAAAGAACCAGGUCAUGCCAUUUUUAUGGUGUUCUUCUUGUUAAUUGUAACGCAAACAAUGGUGCAUUUGUUCCUCUUCAUAUUGUUCAGAUUUAGGGCGUGGCUUAUAUCUAAACUCCAAUGAACCCAAGUAAAGUAUGGUUAUCAUUGAACUUUAAGAGGACUUGCAAAACGUAAAGAACGUUGUUAAGCUCAGUGAGACGCAAAGUCUGCCAUAUGUUAAAUUGCUAAAAAUACAACCACUUUUAAGAGAAGAACUGUCCAGAGAAUAAUCUCUCGAGAACUGUAUAAUAAACUCAUAAGUCUCUCACCCGAGGAAAAUUGAUCAAGAAAAUGUUGGUCGCAUUAUUUUCCCUAGAAUGAAUUCAUAAAUUCUGCCAAAAGUGGGACGAUAAAGUAUCUUGCUUACUAGCGGGUUCUCUAAGGUGAUAUAAAGUUGUUCUUAAUCCUUUAAACCCUGAGAGUGAUUAGCAUCUAAUUUCUCCCUACAAUAUCACUCCUGAAUCACACAUUAAGGUCAUGAGAGUAAAGGAAAUGGUCACCAGGGAAGGAUCCUUCUGAUUGGCAAACAAAUUCUCUCCGUCAGCACCUUAGGAAAUGUAUAGAGAACAGUGUGGAGAAUAUGCAUUCUGAUGUUGGGGCGUAAAAGGUUAAGUUAGUGUGCUGCUCCCUUACAAGCACUGUAAUAGCUCCCCUGUAUCACGGGUCUUAAUCAAUUUUUGCCGAAAAAAAAUUAACCUUGCAUGCAAAAUCAGUAAGUGGAUUAAAAAGGAAAUACUCGUUAACUUGUUUUUUUAAACGUUGUCAAGCUUUUUUAUCGCUUUUUAGUCAAUUAAACAUGCAUUUUAUUCCGAGUAAGAAAUUUUCGUAAGCAUUUUUUCCCUGUAACACUUUAACUCCCAAGAUCUCAUUAAUAAUUCUCCUUACUGUCUGCCAUACAGUUAUUGUGAUGCUUGUUUGGAGAAUUUGGUAUUGGAUCAACUUAUAAUCCCCUCAUUGAUAUUUUUCUUUAUUCUCAUCACUUGUGUGGUUGAUAUUGUAUUGAUACUGUAAGGAGAAAUUCUGUCUUGGUCACUCAUGGGAGCUGAAGGGUUAAAUAUGACACUAUAUAGUGAUAAGAGUAGCAUUUUAGCCAACCGCUGUUUGUCUACAUUUUCAUGCGCUUUUAAUUAAGGGAAAAAAAAGUUAAAAAAAAGUAGCUCAGUAAACGUAGGUUUUAAGAUAGUUGGGAUAUGGAAGACCCAAAAGCCAGUUGUU